Molecule: messenger RNA, 969 nt
Organism: Staurois parvus
Lineage: Eukaryota; Metazoa; Chordata; Amphibia; Anura; Ranidae
Source: the annotation of a GenBank genome assembly
AUGUUAACACUUCCUUUUGAUGAAUCUGUUGUGAUGACGGAAUCGCAGCUUUGUAAAAAAUAUGCACGGGAAAAGCUAGUGUCCCAUGGGAAAAAUAUCAAAAGGUCCCCUGAAGAGGAAACAGAGCAAGAAGAAGAGGAAGAGGACAAGGAGGAAGAAGAUGAAAAUGGAUUGCCAAGAAGGAGGGGGCCAAGGAAAAAAAAGAUGACCAAGAUUAGGAUAGAGAGGAUAAAAGUAAGACGAGUUGAGGCUAAUGCAAGAGAAAGGGGUCGGAUGCAUGGGCUCAAUGAUGCACUGGACAAUUUACGGAAAGUUGUACCUUGCUAUUCCAAGACACAAAAGCUUUCUAAAAUAGAAACCUUGAGGCUGGCCAAAAACUACAUUUGGGCUCUGUCUGAGAUACUCAGGAUUGGGAAGAGACCAGAUCUUCUCACCUUUGUUCAAAAUUUAUGCAAAGGUUUGUCUCAGCCUACCACAAAUUUGGUGGCUGGGUGCCUGCAGCUUAAUGCCAGAAGUUUUCUCAUGGGUCAGAGUGGAGACACAGUGCAACAUGGAAGAUCUCCCUACAGCUCUAUUUACCCUCCUUAUCACAGUCCUGAGCUUAGUACCCCACCAGGCCAUGGGAGUCUUGACAAUUACAAGACAGGAAAACCUUACAAUUACUGUAGUGCUUAUGAAUCCUUUUAUGAAAGCACUUCUCCUGAGUGCACCAGCCCUCAGUUUGAAGGUCCCUUAAGCCCUCCCUCUAUGAACUAUAAUGGGAUAUUUUCCCUGAAGCAAGAAGAGGCCUUGGACUAUGGGAAAAAUUACAAUUAUGGCAUGCAUUACUGUGCAGUGCCAGGCAGGGGUCCCCUCGGGCAGAGCUCUAUGUUCAAGUUGCCUACAGACAGCCACUUCCCUUAUGACUUCCAUCUGCGCAGCCAGUCUCUCGCCAUGCAAGAUGAAUUAAAUGCAGUUUUUCAUAAUUAA